AAAGACCAGUCGGGUGGGUCUGCCGAGAGCGUGCUCGAGAAGGCUGGAGAAGAACGUUGCGAGGAGGGGGCGUGGGUGGGGCGUGGGUGCUAAAAUGAGCGUGCACGCUGCGUGCGUACGUGAGGCGGGGGAUCGACGAGGACGACUCCUGUCAGGACCGACACAGUCCAUGCUGGUUGAACGUCGGGAGCGGGAUAGAACGGUGUUCACGACGGGGGGGAUAUGGCGGUCGGGGGCGGUGCGCGGUCGGGUCCCCAAAAGAGGAGCGAGAGGAGCAUAUGACCACCAGGUCUGGAGCGAGUGUGCAUCAAAUAGGACAUUCGCCAGUUUUCGCCUUGUGCUCUUCACGCUCAUCGUCUACAACAGGUACAGACAUGGCCGCCGACUUCACGCUGUACGCGCGACAGGCUCCUACUGGUGAGUGCUGCAGUCAACCUCGAGUCUGUUCUGGCCGUUGUUUGGGCUCCUAUCGGCCGCAGGCGCGGCAGGAGGCCGAUAAGCCGGGAGAUUGGAGAACGACGCCGUCUCGUGUGCACGUACGCGAGCAAUGACGCUCUGUCCUAUCCGCUCCUCCCUCUCCCGCCCCUCCCGUUCGUCUAUCCAUAUUUUCUCUGCUAUCUGCCUGUUCUCUUCCCUCGACGACCAUGUCAUCGUCUCCGGCUGCUGGAGACCCGUCGGCCUCUGCGGCCUCGUCUCCGCCUCCCGCCGCCUCUAGCUCAACGAGUCCGUCCUCCUCUACUUCCCCCUCUCAUCCCUCCACAUCUUCGUCUGCAUUCAGUAGUUCAAGUGCUGAUCCCCCUCCCUCUACUUCAUCAGAUUCCUCAGUUGUCACCUCGCCUCCAGCAUCCUCUCCGACAGACACUACCACGACCACUCCACCUCCGUCGGAUACGUCUACUUCGACUUCGACCUCCACUUCCACGCCUACCUCCACCACUCCUACUGACACCGGUUUCUCAAGUGCCACUACUCCCCCGCCCUCAAGCAUCUCUACGACAUCCAAUACAUCCGGGACAGCGACAGACACCUCUGCAUCUACGGGUUCCGCCACUGCCUCUCUACCUUCAAGCUCGUCAAGCUCGCCAAGCUCGCCGUCGUCGUCUUCGCAGACUACGUCCACAGCCACUCAGACGAGCACAAUCAUUGGGACGCUUCCUGACGGCCAGGUAUAUACGUCUGUUGUGACCACCACCCUCUUGACCACGCCCACCAUCAGCGCAUCGACCGGUAACUCCCACUCGUCCUCGUCACAUACCGGAGCGAUCGUCGGAGGUGUAGUCGGUGGAAUCGCAGGUCUCGCCAUCCUCGCAACGCUCGCUUACUUCCUCUUGAGGCGGCGCCGUGACAAGGACGACUUCGACGGAAACUUCGACCCAGACCGCGUCGUUGGCCUCUCGGGCAACAACCAUGGCACUCUUCCGGACAUAGACCUAGGUGCGGACAACAUCACGCCAUACAACUACACGCCCGGCCAGCCUCAGAACGGUGUGUCUGCGUCUCUUCCUGCCGGCGGCCCUGGCGCAGCGGAUAUGCGCCAAUACGGCCCUUCAUUCCUCGCGGGGGCAGGCGGUGUCGCGGCCGGUGCAGCCUUGUCGAAUGCGGGGCGCUCGAGCACACCCUCGCAUUACUCAACGUCCCAGCCCGCUCAGUCGCAAUACGGCGCCGGCCCGCAAUCGACGUCUGACCACGGCUACCCCGAGUACGCGGCAUACGCUGCGUAUGCGAACCCGUAUGCUCACGGCACAUCGCCGACGACGAGUCCGACGUCCACUUCUUUCGGUCCCCAGGUCGCCGCCGUUCCCGGGCGCGACUUCAGGCAUCCGUCCCCAGGCCCAUCGCUCGGCCCGACCGACGUGUCUGCGUCUGGGUCGUCCAGCGGGCCAGGCGUCAUCCCGAGCGCGAAGGAGCGCGAGGCUCUGGCUCGUCGUGGCAACUUGUCUCUCGCGAAUCCCGACGGCACCUCUGGGGUCGUGCAGCAUCAGGACGGCGGCCGGCUAGACGCCACACCGGAGGAUGAGGAGGAGCCGAGCGAGGUGCCUCCCCGAUACGACACGAUCCCGCACGACCGGUGAGGUGCGCCGCGGAGCGUGUGCGUGGGCGGUUGGGUGGGGCAGGGGAUGUGGAGCUAGAGGGAAGCAUGGAUCCCACGCAGUCGCGUGGAGUAUAGAUGCGUCGUUUUGAUGCGUUUACUAUUCAUGGACUGUUGCACGUUCGUUCAGCAAAGACUCGAGCUUCAAGUAUCAAGGACUCUCAACCCUCGGAGGACGACUAGCAGGCCUUCGCCGGCGGCAGGUGGAAGCGCACAACUGACUGUCUCUGUCUGUUCGCCACUCGCCGCCGCCUUCACCUGCUGCGGCGUACGCGCUACCGUUCUGUGGCGGAACUGCGGACCUGAAGGCGGUCGAACGUGUCUUCUGGGCCGAACGCGUGGAGCCUGUCGUCUUCCCCGGCCCAUGCUGUUCAGCGCAGGCGUAUCACGGCGCCGCGUCCUGUCGGCUCUUGUGCGGGUACGCGUGCUCAUUAUUUCCGCUUUCAUUCUCUUCUAAGCCUGCUUCCGCAUAACGACAUAGCGCGUGCUACUUCCUUCUCCCUUCACUGACGUUCUCUUCGUUGCCGUCACUACCCUCCAAUAAUCCCUGCUACUCACGACUGCACAUGUUAGAUACCGUGCUUCGUCGCUGUCGAUCGUCGCCACCUCUUCCUCGCCUCCUACCGCCGACGAAGUGCACUCCUUCCCCUCCUUCCCCCUACCUACACGAUACCUUAGCGUCCCUGUCGCCUACUUGCCAUAGUCCAUUUACCCUGUCCACGACCCUCACGUUCCACGUACUUAUCACCGACCGCAUACAGUCCAAGGACUAUUCUUGUAUCUGUUGCUUCGCUGUAUUUUACCUAUUGCUUGCAGACGCUGUGAAGCGUCCAAAAGACACGACAUCGAUG
Dichomitus squalens LYAD-421 SS1 is the source of this 2940-nucleotide messenger RNA. RefSeq lists its product as uncharacterized. Bases 645 to 2072 code for a protein of 475 amino acids. The record is from RefSeq and is a predicted model, not a curated record. The transcript has 2 exons. NCBI's taxonomy places the organism in Eukaryota, Fungi, Basidiomycota, Agaricomycetes, Polyporales, Polyporaceae.